Tetranychus urticae (two-spotted spider mite) is the source of this 1448-nucleotide messenger RNA. It is a transcript of the gene Vps20, whose product is annotated as vacuolar protein sorting 20. Gene Ontology annotation, cellular component: multivesicular body; ESCRT III complex. The record is from RefSeq and is a predicted model, not a curated record. Gene Ontology annotation, biological process: vesicle budding from membrane; late endosome to vacuole transport via multivesicular body sorting pathway. Lineage: Eukaryota; Metazoa; Arthropoda; Arachnida; Trombidiformes; Tetranychidae.
UCUUUCUAAAGAUUUAACUAUGAAUUUUAUUUUAUUACAUUCUAACCAUUGUCGCUAUAAUUUAUUUUUAACCUAGUUUAAAUGAUAAUUUGAUUUAAUUGGCUAUAAUCUGUAGUAUUUUUCACGUGGAUUACCUCCUACAGGGAGAUAUGACUAUAAAGAUACAAGCAACAGAUAACCAAACAUAUCAUUCCUCAUUUCUUCAUGGUCUUCAUAUGAUCGUGGUUUAGAUCGGAUGCCCAAAUUACCAGUUGAGAUAAAUCAUUGAACUUAAAAAUAAUUUCUAUAUGAAAAGACCAAGAUUGUAACUUGUUUAUGUCCCUUUAAUCCUUUGCUCAUACUUUAUGGCAGACGAUUCCUUAAUUGCUGUAAUUAGAAAAAUUGCGAUCGUUAUCUAAAUCUGGAUCAUUUAUGUACAGGUAUUUUAUAAAAAGUGAUUUUAUUGUAGAUUUGUUAAUUGUAAAUGCGAUAGUUCGUGGUAAAUAUGGGUGCUUUAUUUGGCAAACACAAGAGAAGUGUUCCUAAAGUAACUGAACAGGAUCGAGCCGUUCUGCAAUUGAAACAACAGCGUGAUAAAAUCAAGCAAUAUCAAAAAAGGAUUCAAUUAAGACUUGAGGAUGAACGUAAUUUAGCUCGUCAAUUGCUUCAAAAUGGUCAAAAGGACCGAGCUCUUACAAUAUUGAAAAAGAAGAAAUAUUUUGAAAAUCUUAUUGCCAAACAUGAUGAACUUUUAGACACAUUGGAGAAAUUGGUUGAUGACAUUUCUUUCGCUCAAAUAGAAGUCCAAGUGGUUGAAGGAUUAGAACAAGGAAACAAAGCUUUGAAAGAAUUGAAUAAAAUAUUGUCAAUUGAAAGAGUUGAGUCUAUACUUGAAGAAACCAGAGAAGGAAUAGAAAAACAAAGAGAAAUUGAUCAACUAAUUGGCGGAACAUUCAGUGAAGAAGACGAGGUCGAAUUGCUGGAAGAAUUGGAACAAAUUGUCAAAGAAGUUGAUGCCAAUGAUGAAGAUCUCAAACUGCCAAAAGCUCCACAAACUGAGCCUGAAGAUAUUGAAACUGAAGAGAAAGAGAAUGAGAAAGUUACAAAGGAACCUAGUAAAAGACAGAAACAAGCCCUGCCUGCCAGUUAAUUGUUUUGAUUAUCCUUUAAUGAUUAAAUCAAUUGUCACCAUGGUUUACUAACUCUAAAGCUCUUUGAAGUUCCAUUGAACGAUAAUCAUGUAAAAAUUCAAGUUUUGGCCAAUUCCAGCUGCAUCAUCUGAAUCCAGUCUAAAUGUAUAAAACUAAUUUAUACAACUAAUCAUGAUAUUUGAUAGUGUCACUAUUUAAUUUUGUAUGCGAAUGAUUUUUCCAGUCUUGUCAAGUUUUAAACAUUUUGAUUGUAUUUGUAAAUGUUAAUUCACUUAAUCAAUAAAUUUAUAAUCAAAAUAAAAUGAAAUUAAUUCCAUA